AUGUCGCCCAUUCCCCGGACCAUGCGGGCCGCCGUGCUGCACGCGCCGGGCGGGCCGUCGGCGCUGAAGCUGGAGACGCUGCCGGUGCCGGUGCCGGGGGCGUCGCAGGUGCUCAUCCGCGUCAAGGCCUUCGGGCUCAACCGCUCCGAGAUGUUCACGCGGCAGGGCCACUCGCCCGGCGUGAAGCUGCCGCGCGUGCUCGGCAUCGAGGCCGUCGGGCUCGUCGCCGCCGUCGGGCCCGGCGUCGACGGCACGCCGCCCGGCGCCGUCGUGGCCACGGCCAUGGGCGGCAUGGGCCGCGCCUUCGACGGCGGCUACGCCGAGUACGCCUGCGUGCCCGCCGCCCACGUGCGCGCCGUCGCGGCCGACGAGGCGGAGCUGGCGCGGAGCCUGGGCGACGCCCCGCGCUGCUGGGAGACGCUGGGCGCGCUGCCCGAGAUGCUGCAGACGGCGUGGGGGUCGCUGGCCAAGAGCCUGCGCCUGCGCCCCGGCGAGAGCCUGCUGAUCCGCGGCGGCACCACGAGCGUCGGGCUCGCCGCCGCCGCCCUGGCCAAGGGCCCCAUGGCCGCCUCCCGCGUCGUGGCCUCGAGCCGCAGCGAGGCCAAGGCCGGCCUGAUGCGCGACUUCGGCGCCGACGACACCGUCGUCGACGACGGCCGCCUGGCCGCCAAGUUCGAGGCCGAGGGCCAGAAGUUCGACAAGGUGCUGGAGCUGGUGGGCACCCUCACCCUCAAGGACUCGCUGAGGUGCGCCAAGGAGGGCGGCAUCGUGUGUGUGACGGGCAUCGUCGGCAACUCGUGGGCGCUGAACGACGUCAAUCCGAUGGAGCUGAUCCCGUCCAAGGUGUGCUUGACGGCAUACUCGGGAAGCGAGAAGGACUUCAUGGACACGCCCCUGAAGGACUUGGUCGAGAAGGUUGGCAAGGGCGAACUGAAGGUGAAGAUUGGCAAGGUCUUCAGGCUUGAUGAGAUUGUCGAAGCGCACCAGUUGAUGGAGGACAAUAAAGCCAACGGCAAGAUUGUGGUUUUGACCUAG
This is a messenger RNA of Diplodia corticola, 1035 nucleotides long. Its product is annotated as nadph:quinone reductase. The transcript has a single exon. Lineage: Eukaryota; Fungi; Ascomycota; Dothideomycetes; Botryosphaeriales; Botryosphaeriaceae. The record is from RefSeq and is a predicted model, not a curated record. Gene Ontology annotation, molecular function: oxidoreductase activity. Bases 1 to 1035 code for a protein of 344 amino acids.